This is a messenger RNA of Apodemus sylvaticus (European woodmouse), 759 nucleotides long. It is a transcript of the gene Pierce1, whose product is annotated as piercer of microtubule wall 1. The transcript has 3 exons. Gene Ontology annotation, cellular component: axonemal microtubule. Gene Ontology annotation, biological process: axoneme assembly. The record is from RefSeq and is a predicted model, not a curated record. Bases 151 to 561 code for a protein of 136 amino acids. NCBI's taxonomy places the organism in Eukaryota, Metazoa, Chordata, Mammalia, Rodentia, Muridae.
UUCUAGACUUGCCUACAGCUCCUUGCCAAAGCAGCCUACAAAAGGCGGUCCCGCCUCCUGGUCAGGUGACUUCAUUGCCUAGCAACAGGACGCCUUGGCUCAGCAGCCACAGACUUGACUGUCCUGGACAAGUUUCCUGCGGGAGGCCAAAUGUCUGAAGAAAAACCCCAAGAGCGCGUCGAGCCGGGAGAUCCCAAGGCUAAGCCCGCCUCAGAGAAGACGAGCGACUACUACCGCAUUAGCGAGAAGCUCCCAGUUCGGUUCAACAAUCCGGGGUGGUUUCAUGGCUACAGGACCAAUGAAGCUGUUUCCAUGUACAGGACCAGUAACCAAACCUAUGGGGGCAGAGCUCCCACAGUGCAUGAGAUGCCGAAAGUAUAUUAUCCAUCUUCAAAUAAGUUUUCCAGACAACAUGCAGCUUUUGGAAUGUUCCGGAGUCAUAAUAUUAAUGUCAGCCUGGAGAAGAGCCUAGUGACAGGCCCCGACAAUCAUGUCACCCACUAUGAUCGCUUUAACUUUCACCCCAGUUACAAUGUCAACAGGCCAUCCAUCUGUGACUAAGGGAGCUGGAUGCCUGUCCUCGGGCUCUCCUGACUCAGGGCUGCUUUAGGGAGCACGGAUGUCCCUGCUCCUUGACACGUGCCCUAUUCUAAAGGCUCGGAUCUCACUGCCGUCUCAGAAAACACUUCUCCUUUCCGGAGGAGAAAAAUAUGCAAAUAGGGCCAUAAUGUCUUGUGUUCUGCAUUUCACACAGGAAAG